CGCCCGUCGGCCCAGGGAAGAAGGUGUACGGCGGUUGGGCCGGGUCAGGAAGGGCAGGUUUUAAAGGAGCCGGAGGUGGGAAUAGUCCGAGAACCGGGAUCAGCGGGAGGCGGCGGGAUCUGGCAAGGCUGAAAGUCCGCUAGUGGGACCUGGUGGGAAGAACUUGACAAACUUGUGAGGGUGAAAGCGCUUGGAUCGGUCUGAGGGGAGGAAAAUAGUUGCAAUUCGCUGGAGAGGAGGAAAGUCACCGAGGGAAGCUAUUUCAAAGAAUAUCCUCCUUCCACCCCCAUGAAGGAAGAAGCUUUUGAGGGCUCUUAGGAGAAGGUGCAGGAUCAGAGGCACAACUUUAUGGUACAAAGACUUGUAAAGGACUUGAUGGAGAGGAGGGUUGUUCUAAGAGAGAUGGUUGGGCGGGCUCCCCCAAGGACCCGAUAGGAGAGAGGAAGAACUAUCGGGAGAAUCUUUGAGUCUCUAGAAAAAGAUACAUGUAAGUGUCCAAGAAGUUGUGAAAGAGGAAUUUUUCAUUGGGCUUGAGGAAACAGGUGAAUCUUUUAAAGGUUCCCAAGGGAGGAAAAAAUUCUAGGGAAUUUCCUGAGGAAUUAGAUAGUGGGAUGUAAUUUGUAAUGGACUCCUUCAAGGUAUUAACAGUAUUAUGGGAGUGAAGGGAUUCUCCAGUAAAGAUUAAAGGUAUUCUUUUAUGCCUAGCAAAGAGGGUGCCAUGUUGGGGACAGCCCUGGAAGAUGGGCUGACCCUUACUCCCCUCCCCCCUACCCCAGGCUGCAGCCAGGGGUUAAACCUGGGACCCUUCAGGGACUCCCUGAAGCUAUCGCUAACCCUAUGGACUUGCCCCAAGAUUCCAGUCAGCCUUCCCUCAACCGGGAACCACUGGUCAGAGCACCAUGGGGAACAAGAACUCGGAAGCGGCCAAGGCUGCAGCAGCAGCUUGGAGAACCCAGGUUGAGCCAGAGGGUGGCAGGGACUGCAUCACCCCUGGAGAAGGCUUCUCAGAGAGUCCUUACUGUGGUGCUGGAGGAUGUCAUUGCCACCAGAAUGUCCCAAGAAAUGCUCCCUGAAAUGUCCUCCACUACACCACGACGGAGCAGUAGACUAGAAUCCAGCCGCUCCCAGCCUUCUAUCUCCCCCCUGGGCCAAUCUUCCUGGAGCCCUCAGUCAAGACCUCCUGACUGGCCUACCUUGUGUCGGGAACCACUGACUCGAGCUCCAAAGCGAAUUGGAAUUCAGAGGAGGCGGCCACUACAAUUGGGAACAUCCAGGCGGGGGGCUGAGGAGAACCCUUUACACCAAGACAAGCCCUCCCAGCCAGCCCUGCUUGUGAUGUUGGAGGACAUCAAGAAUCCUCAGUCUCCAGUGAAGGUCCAGGAGCGGCUGGGCUUCAACAAUGAGACUGAAGACCCAGGGAUCUCAGCAUGCAGAGUUGAUCAUAUGACAGCUAUUCACCAAUCAAUGCCUUCCUCCAUGGACUUGGACUCAGUGUUUCGACAGGCCUCUCCUGUGGACCAUUCUGAAUGCAUUUUGCCAGGCUCAGAGCCAGAGACCCCAUCUCCCCCACCCUCCAGCCUCUUGCGGCCACGCCUGAGCCCUUGGGGCCUGGCACCACUCUUCCGCUCUGUCCGCUCUAAGCUGGAGAGCUUUGCUGACAUCUUCCUUACCCCAACCAAAACCCCCCAGGCCCCACCUACAAUCCCUACAUCCCCAGCCUCACCCAUGAAGCUGGAGCUGAAGAUUGCCAUCUCCGAAGCCCCUGAGUCUGGGAGAGUCCGGGUAGAGGAGGGGGAGGGGCCUGUAAGCCCUCGCCCCCCCAUCCGUCAGUGGAGGGCCCAGGACCCUGGCCUCCCUGCUGCCCCUAGGCCUCCUUUGGGUCGAAGCCACUCCUGCCCGGACCUGGGGCCCCCUGGGGAAGGGGGAUGUGCAUGGUCCAUCUUCCCUCCACAUCCAAAUAGGCCUCGGCCCAGAAGGCACACGGUUGGGGGCGGGGAGCUGGCUCGGGCCCCACCACCUUCCCGUCCUUGCCUUCGAAAAGAGGUUUUUCCCUUGGGAGGGUCAGGUGCUCCCCCAAACAUUGUCACCACCUGCUCUCCUGCUUCCACUUCCUCCUCUUUUUCGGACCUGCCAGAAUCCAGGGUUUGCUCCCCACAAGGGGAGGAGCAACAACGGCCAGAGGACAUGGUGCUGUCAGACUCUGAGACCAAGGCUGUGGGAAAGGUCUCCUGCUUUCGGAUCAGAAGGACACCAUCCAGGACUCAGCCCAACCUCACUCCAAUGGGGCUGCCUCGGCCAAUCAGGUUGAAUAAGAAGGAGUUCAGCCUAGAGGAAAUUUACACCAACAAGAAUUAUCGGUCCCCUACAGCCAAAAGGUCCUUUGAGACUAUCUUUGAAGAGCCUCGAGAGCGGAAUGGAACCCUGGUCUUUACAAGUUCUCGGAAGCUUCGGAGAGCAGUGGAAUUCCGAGACUGCAGUCUCCCUCGGCACCGAAGGCCUUCCAGGGCAGUUCGCCCUGCCCCAGGCCGAGCCCCUACCCCUGACCUGGGACCUUUGCUGCAGCAGAGGCUGGAGGAACUAGAUGCCUUGCUGUUGCAAGAGGAAGAGGAGCCAGGCAAGGGUUAGGAGCUUUAGUUUUAACGUCCAGCAUCAUGUCCGUCCAGCCCUGGAAAGUGGACCUUGCCCUUGGGAGGAGGGGACCUGGAGAGGGGUGUUCAGUCAGAAGACUGUUUUUCUCCCUAAUGUUAGUAAAGUUUUUCAUAUGGUUA
Molecule: messenger RNA, 2768 nt
Organism: Dromiciops gliroides (monito del monte)
Lineage: Eukaryota; Metazoa; Chordata; Mammalia; Microbiotheria; Microbiotheriidae
Gene: PRR14
Product: proline rich 14
Exons: 12
Coding region: 838-2625 (595 amino acids)
Cellular component (GO): nucleoplasm
Source: RefSeq, a predicted model, not a curated record